This is a messenger RNA of Sinocyclocheilus grahami, 1410 nucleotides long. Its product is annotated as ankyrin repeat domain-containing protein 10-like. Bases 168 to 1253 code for a protein of 361 amino acids. The transcript is spliced from 6 exons. Gene Ontology annotation, molecular function: protein binding. The record is from RefSeq and is a predicted model, not a curated record. NCBI's taxonomy places the organism in Eukaryota, Metazoa, Chordata, Actinopteri, Cypriniformes, Cyprinidae.
GCGAAGUUUCGGUCCUUCAGCGCGCGCGUCUCGUCUCGCCUCCCCUUUGCAAGCGCGUUGUUUGGGCGGUGCACUUAAUAAAAGCAGACAUCGUGAAGUCCACCAUUUUUUUCUGACGAUUCCCGUUUCCACGUAUUUAUAAAAGCGAGCGUCUUUGCUGUGCACUGAUGUCGGUGGGACUGGAGUCUGGGUUUUCUAGCGAGGAGGUGCUGAAUAGUCGCUUCCCUCUUCAUCGCGCGUGCAGAGAUGGAGAUGUGGGCGCCCUGUGCUCGCUGCUCCAGUGCAGCACAGAUCAGCUGGCUGUGGAGGACUCUUUCUACGGGUGGACUCCUCUGCACUGGGCUGCACACUUCGGCAAGCUGGAGUGUGUCAUGCGUCUGGUGCAGGUGGGAUGUGGUGUGAACUUUGUGACCUCUCGGUUUGCCCAGACACCAGCUCAUAUUGCUGCCUUCGGGGGUCAUCCUCAGUGCUUGCUCUGGCUGCUGCAGACUGGAGCUGAUAUAAACAGACAGGACUAUGUUGGAGAAACCCCCCUUCACAAAGCGGCCCGUGCUGGCAGCAUUGACUGCAUUAACACGCUCCUGGUCCAGGGAGCCAAGGCAGACAUGAGAAACGCUAGUGGACUGACCGCGGCUGACCUAGCCCAUGCCCAGGGCUUUGAAGAGUGUGCCCAACUCCUUUUCAAUGCCCAGAACCAGCGGCUCAAUCAGCUUAACGGGUUCUCAAACAAUGGCUCUGUGUGUUUUGGGGACCGCAAGCUAAUCCAAGAACGGAGCAUCCUUAAUGGGGUUCCCAGCCGAAAAAGGUCUCUUGAUUGCAUGGAGUCUAAUCUAAUUAAAAAGGCCAGAACAGAUGAUAUCGGUUAUCAGCCGAUGAAUGGAGUAAACGGAUCCAACGGAGAAGACCUGAUGGAGAACAUGCACAUGGAGUUUGGCGAAGCACUGAGUACCCCAGCAGGACUCCCAUUAAACGGACAUUGCCAUCUUGUGCAGCACCUCAAUGGAGGUGGCCUGAUGCACGGGAACGUAAAUGGGAAUACAACCAAGGUUGAGAGUGGUGAUCAUAUUGGGAAUGUGGGUGUCUCCUCACAUCUUGGUUACUUUGACAAUGGCCUUCAUUUUGGGCAUCAUAAUGGCUUGGGAGAUACGGCUGAGAACAUGGAGGACGCCAGCAGUCAGAUAGAGCACCGCAAGUCAGUCAGUGUAGAGCAGCAGUAUGACUUCAACACCAUGCACCUCUACCAUGGGUGUUAGGACGUCCCGUCCAGACUCGUAUGCCUUUAUAUAUCCAUAUAGGAUGUGCUGAAUUGCUUUAAGUCCAUAUCCUUUGAAAUGGACACUGUAUUUGUAUUUGUGUUGUAAAAAAAAAAAAGAGCAGUUCUUUUUUGAAUUUCUAAUUUGGGUCAUUUCA